CGGCAACACAUCGGUUAGCGUUUCUGUCACAUUCAUCUCUCUCGUUUCGAAGCACCCGAGUCAAAGUUGUGUUGUUGAUCGCGUCUCGAAUUUAUCCUCGGCGUUGUUCGUGCCACGUGAACGCGAAGCGCACGCUUUUCGCGUGUUUAAAACCGUCCAACCGUGUCGAACAACGAAUUCCUACGUGUUUUUAACCGCGAGCUUUUCAAACAGUGCACAUUAUGCGCUGUGGUAACGCGAGUGGAGCGGAGUGUUUUGACACGAGCCUUGUGAGGUGAUUUUCUGUGAAACCUCCUGUUCGAUGAAUGAAGAAGAUAUCGUUGUCCAACGAGAAUAACGCGGGAGGAUUGAUCAUCGAGAAUUCUGCGCAUAAAGUGAAGAGAAAAAGGUGAAAAGGAAAGGCCAGUGAUCUUCGACGAGUUUGAAAGUUGAAGUGCGAGAUUUCGUUACGUGGGUGAGAACGCGCUUGCGUGUAGAACUGUGUAUAUGUGUGUAAUGGUGGAGAAAGUUGCACGCGCACGAUGCAGCUGAUGACCUUGAACUCCCUGCUGAUGUUCGACCUCGUGUUCCUGUUUUUCCUGUUCCUCGUCGGGGUCUCCUGCCUCGUAUACUAUCUGCCCGGCACUCGAGCCCAUGAUUUCGCGCCGCAUGAAGUCAUUACUUCAAGAACACCACCGCGUUACGACGCGCCUAUCGACAAUGUUUAAGGAUGCAAACCGACCUGAGUGGAGGACCUGGUCUCGCUGUGGUAGCGGGGGAUGUGCUUGCUUUGCGAGGAACAGGACUUGCCGCUGCCGAAACAUGGGCUCUCCUAUGCCAGGCUGCCCAGGCCCUCCAGGAUCUGUUCUUGUCAAACGGCGGCGUGGUGGGUGGUUCGAGAGCCGGACCAGUGGUAACACCUCACACCUUGGAGUUAACACCACGUGGCAGGGUUUUAUUGCAACUUGCACCACCCGAAACAGCGAGGGCAUAUCUUCCACCGGAAUAUCGACCGGGUCGUGUAUAUUCCGACACUGAUUCUGAAAAGAUGUGGAUGUAUUCGCUGGGAAGGGCAUUAUUGGACACGACCCCGAGAGUCGCAGCAUUGACAGGAACGGUUUCCGUUUCACCCUCGUCUGCGCUUCAAUCCGUUUUAGCAGCCAUGACGGAACCCGAUCCUCGAAGACGAGCUUCCUUGAUGAAUCUCCUAGACGUGAUAUCCGAGUAUUGCCGUACGCGUCUUCAAUCAAAGCCCUUCACUCACAUAGUGAUGGACAUGUAUCGGGAAGUAAUGAAAUCCCCUCAGUACGCCGCUCGAAAACGCUUAGCAUACCAGCAUCUAAAUCCACCAACACCGUUGCGCAAUCCCUUAGAAAUGACGGAGCACAAUCUUCGCCAGGGUAAUUACUCCCAUCACCAUCAGCAACAUCCGCAGCAACUGGAUCCCCUUCACAAUGGCCAGGCGAAAAGUGUUCAUCAGUAUCAGUAUCAAGAUCGGUCCUAUCAUAUGACCAAUCAGUACAAUGCUCUUCGACAGACCCAGCAAUGUCCACCUACACAGUUUCACCCGCACCAGCAUCAUCAACGCCUUCAGGAGCCUCUUCAAGUAGCUCAGCCGACCAAAGUGCAUCAUUACCACCAUCACCAUCCGGCGAAGGGCGCGCUGUUCAAGCUACAGUCGAGAAAUUCGCAUUCCCAUCCAAAUUUGCCGAGUCUGUGCGGCCAGCAGCCGCAAAAUCGGCGGCAAGAAGGAAAUUUCGAAGAUCGUAGGACACAGUUUCAAUCGCAAUUGAACGUUCAAGCGAAUGGACGAAGCGUUGGUCCGGCGAUACAGCAUCAACGACGCCAUCAUUCGAGGACCUACUCCCAGCCGAUUUAUACCAGGUUACAACACACCAGGAGCAGUGGCAAUUUACCCUCUACCAUCGGUGAAAAUAAUUCUGGAGGGAAUGUUUAUAGCGAUCCUAUUUACGCGUUGCCUGUGAAGCCGUUCCUCAGCUCCCAAGAUGUCAGGGUGAAUGGACUAUCCGUGAAGCCACCUGGGGGUCAUCGUAACGAGGACGUUUAUGCUGUCACGACGAUAGCAAGGCGACCGUCAGCAGCCGGUUAUUCCCAUCCGGACAUAGCAACGUCGUCCGCAGAACGUGGACGAGACGAGGUUUACGGGCGAUCAACGAACGUCACGUUACAGAGGCAACACUCAAAUCCCCAGCUGCCCAGUAGGAAUCAACAAGAGAAUGAUUUUAAGCUCCACUCGGAGCAGAAUGUUGCGACGGCCGAUCACAGGUGUCCGAGAGGGAAAGAGGAGCAAUUAAUUCAACAACAAAAUCCAGUGUCUUCCAUACGAGCGAGAAGUGUUCAAGGGCCACCAAAGCCACCCCGGAUAAUUACCACCCUGAAGAAGGCUCCCUUCUCUGAUGCGGAGAGCAGUAAGUCGGAACCUCCUGCAAAACCACCUAGGAAUCUGGUGAAGAAUGGACCAAGGGCUCGACGUGGUAAAGCAGUACAAAGAGCACCGUCCCGCCUAUACAGAACAGUGGGUGGACCCAUGAGGUCUUUCAACAAAGCCCAAUGCAUUGGUCCUGAAUUCGUGGUACGGGCCAAUCAACCACCCAAAACCCUAUGUGUUGGCCAAGCAAAGACUGGCAAUUCUGGACGAAUCGUUGUAAUAAUGUUGACUGGUCAACGAGUGGAAGUGACAUGCGAUCCUCAGAAAGUCACAGCCGGUGAUUUAUUUCAGGCCAUCGUACAAGCUGAAAGUCUCGAUGAAAACUUCACCCUUGGCCUGGCUGUGUUAUUAGCGGGUGAUUUCGCGAUUUUACCCCCUGACACUAAAUUGAAUAAAGUCGCGCCACCAGGAUGGUUGAGCAGCGGCAAAAGCAAAGGUCUUCUGGGUCUUCCAACUAGUUUCAUGCUGUAUCUGAGGCUGAGGUUCUUUCUACCUUCUCUUCGUGGUAUAAGAAGUUGGAUAUCGAAACACCUACUGUAUCUGCAAAUACGUCGAUGUAUAUUGGAGCAACAGCUGGUAUGCCCGUAUCACGAGUUAAUUAAUCUAACCGGACUCGCUCUGCAGGCUGAAUUCGGGAAUUAUAACGCGAACGAACACGGUUGCGGUGAUUACUUCCUGCUCGAGCACUAUAUCCCAGAAUCCCUGAUUUUAAACAUGGACCAGCCUCAGUCGCAAAUCAACACCGGAGGAGCGGAGGCUCUUCGAGCGCGACUCCACCAGGCCCAUCGCGACAGACGUGGUUUGGACUCGAACAAAGCUGAAGAGAUGUUCGUAACUCACGCACAAACAUUGCCGGAUUACGGGUCUCAUUAUUACAUAGCAACCGUGGACUCGAAGGAAUUGGAGAAAGUGAUGGCCCAACAGAGGAGAAGAAAGAGCAAUGACAAUCGCGACCUGUCUGACGGUCCAGAGAAUAUUUAUUCUCAGAAUAAACAAGAAUAUCCGCUACGUGGUAGAGUCGAGAUAACUCGAUUAGGUUCCUGUGAGAAUAUCCCAAAGAUUUCGUACGAGGAGAAGAAACUGGGUGGUUUGAUGAAGAGUGCGACCUCGGCGGAUAUAUACUCGGCUCAGAAGUCGUCCAAGCGUCGUAUGGAAUCGUGCAACAAUAAUAACGUUAACAAUGUUAAUAACAAUAACAGCUUGAAUCACGGAAAGAAUGGUAAAAGUGGAAAGAAGAAGACUGAAAGUAACGUCUGGCUGGCUAUACACGCGCAAGGGUUGAAAUUGUUUGAGAGAGGUGGCGAACCGAGGGAAAGAAUUGAACUGGCACAGUUUCAGUGGAAGGAUAUUCAGACGUUGAGUUAUAGCAAGAGUUGUUUGGUUGUUUAUAGUAAAGUGAACGGGAAACGGUGCAAGUUCAAGCUCAGGAUGGAUCAUCGAAAAAGUUACUUCGCUUUCAAGCUCACCUCUUUGCAUCACCAGUUCUUUUUAAGGCUGCGUUCGGAGCUUACUUCGCUUCAGGGACUCGCGAAAGAAUUUGGAGUCCCCACAACGAUGGAAGCGAAACAAUCGCCAUCCAAGACGAAAUCCCACGACAGUAAAACGAAAAUAGCCAUAGCGAACACGGUAAAGAACGUGCAGUUGAGGCCAAGUUACGCGAUGCAACUGGAAGAGUAUCAGAACAAAGAAAACGAAAAUCCUCAGAAAGAUACAAACGCGAUCCCAAAGUCGAAGGAUGUCGUACACGAGCCCGGUGUCUACUUAUCCGAAGAGGACGCGCUUUACGCGCAAGUGAACGUUCGACUGGAACCGGAAGGCGAGUCACGUGAUACGGAAGACGAAUCCGAGAGAAGUUUAACGACAUCCAACGAACCGCUUUCGUUGGAUGGACAAGGGAUAAAGAACGAUGGUAAACUUUACAAUUGUCCACGAAUAGAAUUGGACACUGAGACGGAGUGCGGUUAUUCGCUUCCAAAAAUCAUGUCCACCAAUGAUAUGGACCAACUGGAUAAACCGGAAAAUCCUGAAGAAUUGUACGCAGCGAUCAACAAGGUCGGGAUCUCGAGGAAGAAUAAGUUUCCGGUCCCGGAGGAGGUUUGGGAUGUAUCGGAUGUGAAGAAAUCAUUGCACAAGGUGAAGACCUCUAGUUUACCAAAUUAUGGCACACCCAGGCAAAUAGGGGGUUACCGUACACCGAGCUUACCACGUCGUCUAGGGGUGAAGAUGGGAACACGAGCGAUUUACAGUAGCCUCGUGCAAAAAGACACCGCCCUUACCGACGACAUGGAAUCUCUGUCGCUAAAGUCAGACACAGAAUCAUCGAUUCAGUCGUUGUCUGCAAGGUCCACGGAAUCUCCUCCACCGGAAGCAUACGUGCUCAACGCAGAUAUCCGAACAGACGACGAGACGUUCCACGUUACCGAAGACGAAUCAAUGUCUGCUUCUUUAGCGGCACGUCUCGAAGAAUUAUCUUUCGCCGAGGAACGAAUUCUGCAGACUAUUAAAUUGGAAAGAGGUCAUGGCGGUAGUAUAGGAUUGCAAGUGACGGAAGGUAACGAUGGUGGCGUUUAUGUCCAAGCGGUAUCGGUCGGAGGAUCGGCCGAUAUGGCCGGAAACGUGAAUAAAGGCGAUCGUAUCGUGGCGAUAAACGGGCAGAAUUUAUUGCACCUGCGAUAUGAGGAUGCUCUGAAGAUGCUGCAAAGCACUUCUGACACGAUCGAACUUGUCCUUUCGCAAUCUACUUCCCGUAAAAAAGUCACCUCCAGGCAGAAUCAUCAGCAACCCGCGGAUAAUAAUUAUUUGAAUGACAUCAGAUUCGACAUGUCCUCGGAAGCGGAUACGUCGAGUAUGACGAACAAAUGGCUGGUACAAAGGACUACCGAUGUUGCAUCAGUGCAAAACACCUCGAGUGCAUACAGCAGUGCUGCAUCGAGUGCAAUGGGUAAUCACAACGCAAACAACCUGUACAUGGGCGAUCUCGUCGAUAAUGGCGCUCUCAAGUCCGCCAGUAUGUUGCUUAGUAUAGAAGACUUCGACGUCAGCAGGACGAGUCGCCAAGUUUUUAUUUAAUCGACGAUAUACAAACGCAGAGUCGACGAGCGCACCGCCGCCGGUCCCGCCUAGACGCAAGAAGCGGAAACCGAAGCCCGCGGCGAUCGCUAGAUCUCCUG
Molecule: messenger RNA, 5598 nt
Organism: Osmia bicornis bicornis
Lineage: Eukaryota; Metazoa; Arthropoda; Insecta; Hymenoptera; Megachilidae
Exons: 19
Coding region: 710-5497 (1595 amino acids)
Cellular component (GO): cytoskeleton
Molecular function (GO): protein binding
Source: RefSeq, a predicted model, not a curated record